Messenger RNA from Fragaria vesca subsp. vesca, 1709 nucleotides. RefSeq names its product probable E3 ubiquitin-protein ligase BAH1-like 1-like. The coding region runs from base 305 to 1285 and encodes 326 amino acids. The transcript has 6 exons. The record is from RefSeq and is a predicted model, not a curated record. NCBI's taxonomy places the organism in Eukaryota, Viridiplantae, Streptophyta, Magnoliopsida, Rosales, Rosaceae. Gene Ontology annotation, molecular function: metal ion binding.
GGGAAUUAAGUAUUAUUCACAAUAUUUGUCCUUUUUAUACACAUCUCAUCCAGAUGCGUGGCAGAAACCGUUGCAUCUUUUUUGAGCAACACCGAAACAAAAACCAGAGACAAUAUUGUUUUGUUCUUAGGUUUCAGAAAAGCUCAUCUCAGGAUAAGUGAUACACGUAUAUUUCUCUUGUUAAAAUUGUUAGUUCUUUCGUUUCUGUCACACACCCAUCUCAGCUUUUGUCAGCAAAGUUUGAAUUCUGUGUGAGGUUUUCAAAAAAGAGAGGGAAUUGAAGGAGAUAUUUGAUGAUCAGAAAAUGAAGUUCUGCAAGAAAUACGAGGAGUACAUGCAAGGCCAAGAGAAGAAGCUACCUGAGGUUGGCUUCAAGAAGCUUAAGAAGAUCUUGAAGAAAUGCCGAAAGGAUUUUCAUUCGGAAGACGACAUUAAUAAUCUUGCCGUACAUGACCCCAGAACAUGCCCUGACCAUUGCCCAGUGUGUGAUGGAUCGUUUUUCCCUUCGCUGCUCAAUGAAAUGUCUGAUGUGGUAGGCUUUUUCAAUCAGAAAGCACAGAAAUUGCUCGAGUACCAUUUGGCUUCUGGGUUUCGCAAGUACAUGCUUUUGUUCAAAGGCAAGCCUCAAGGAAACCAUGUGGCUUUAAUCCAAGAAGGCAAGGACCUUGUUACCUAUGCACUCAUCAACGCCAUUGCGAUCCGAAAAAUACUCAAAAAAUAUGAUAAGAUUCAUUACUCGAAGCAAGGGCAGGCCUUUAAGUCACAAGCGCAAAGUAUGCACAUUGAAAUCCUUCAAAGUCCUUGGCUCUGCGAGCUUAUGGCUUUCCACAUCAAUUUAAGGCGAUCGAAUAUCAAAUCGAGAAAGAGACCGGCCUUGUUUGAGGGAUGCUCUCUUAUAAUGAAUGAUGAGAAGCCGACUCUCACCUGUGAACUCUUUGAUUCUGUCAAGGUUGAUAUUGAUUUGACAUGUUCAAUAUGCCUGGACACAGUUUUUGAUCCAGUUGCUCUCACUUGCGGUCAUAUAUUCUGCUAUAUGUGUGCUUGCUCGGCUGCAUCUGUGACCAUUGUGGAUGGGUUAAAGGCUGCCGAGUCUAAAGAAAAAUGCCCUUUAUGCCGAGAGGCAAAAGUGUACCAAGGUGCUGUACACCUGGAUGAGCUUAGCUUUUUAAUCAGCAGAAGCUGUCGCGAAUACUGGGAGCAGCGCAUUCAGACAGAAAAGGUGGAGAGGGUUCAGCAAGCAAAGCAGCACUGGGAAUCACAAUGUCGGUUAUUCAUGGGCGUUUGAUAUGAUUAUCUUGUUAAUUCAUUUUAGAGCUAGUCUUAGUUUGUGAAAAUCCACAAACUUCUUGUUUUUUGGAUGUUGUACUGCUUACUUCUUCACCUGUAGUCUUAUUGAUUCUGUUUUAACUCAAUUGUUUUGAGGUGCUUAAGGUUAAUCCCAUUUGCAUUACUCAACAUCUGUACUUUUUCUCUCAAGCAACGGCAACAAACCAAGCUAGCUUCUUGCAAGUACAUCAGCUUAUCAAGCUGUCAUGUAAGCUGAUUAUCAUUCUCAGUAGUCUCAGCGCCCUUUUGAUUGUGCAAUUGUACUGUGUAUUUCUAGAGUUAAUUGUUUAGGAUAUGAGUUUGUAACAACUUAGUUGAACAUAUAUACUUGCAAUAAAGUUCUUAACCUCUCUGAGUUAAUCUAAUUUUUGCAUCAUCCACUA